Guillardia theta CCMP2712 is the source of this 1821-nucleotide messenger RNA. RefSeq lists its product as hypothetical. Gene Ontology annotation, molecular function: protein binding. Gene Ontology annotation, biological process: cell division. Bases 1 to 1821 code for a protein of 606 amino acids. The transcript is spliced from 12 exons. The record is from RefSeq and is a predicted model, not a curated record. NCBI's taxonomy places the organism in Eukaryota, Cryptophyceae, Pyrenomonadales, Geminigeraceae.
AUGAAGUGGAUCGUUUGUUCCUUGAUAGCGCUGGCCUGUGCGGUUCCAUGCAGUCUGACUGGAACAAGUUUCGAGGGGCAGGCCCAGAGCGCGGCAAGGGGGAGCGUCUUGAACAGAACUCUCCGACAGAGAUGCUGGGAGCAAGUCGCUAGAUCGAGGGAGAAGGCUGGGAGCCCUCUCAAGCUGCGCGGGGGUUCAUGGCAGGGUGGCGAAAACCGCCUGCAAGUCCUUGAUUUCCCUUCCAGAAGUUUCCAGCGCAAGUGUUACCAUGCUGCCAUAGGCGAGUUUUAUGCUCGCUGGGAUCCAUUUCUAGAGCACGUCAGCUCGUCUGAAGCGAAAUGCAAGGAGGGAAUGCAUGUUCUGCUCCUACCAAAGGAGGAGGAGGAGCAUUUGAGCUUCGAGACGAGGAUUGUGGGAAAACUUGUAAAGAAUGAAGAUGGCAGCGGCUUUAAAGUGUGUUUCCACAAUUUCGACGGUCAAGACUACGUUUCAUCCUUGCAAACAUUUCUCGGCAAGAAUGAGGCCGAGCUGAAAUCGCAAAAUGCAGCAACCAGCGAUUUCAGCGAGUUGUCAGAAGGAAACUUCGUUUUCUUUGAGGGAGAUGCGAUUUCGUUUUGUAUCCUUGCAGAUAUCUUUCGGCUGUUCAGAGUCGAGCUAAAGACUUCGCUCCUCCUUUGCCAGACAGCUCUGAAGAUUGAUAGCAUGAAUGUCGACGCUCUUGCAAUGUGCGGCUUCAUCGAGCAUCGAUACAACAGCAACGUUGUGAAAGCCAAGGAAUAUUAUGAGAAGGCACUGGAGAAGUCUCCAGACAAUGUUGACGUGCUCGCAAAGUAUGGAAUUUUGCUACUUGAUGAAAACCUACGAUGCUAUGGGAAAGCAGAACAAGCGAUAGAAAAGGCAUUAGCGAUCGCACCGAACCAUACGUCUGCUCUUUGUGGCAGAGCAAUCUUUGUACAAGAGACUUGCAACCAGUAUGAUGCUGCUGAGAAGAUCUAUCUGGAAGCUUUGAGUAGAGACAAGUACCAUGCUGAUGCACUGUGCUUUUACGCCACGUUUGUUGGCAAGGCUGUGUUCAAGAAGUUUGAUGAGGCAGAGAUGUUGUACAGGAGAGUUUUGAACAUCAGCGAGAUGUUUUCUCCUGCCUGGAGUUUCUUGGGCUUGUUGAAGCAUUCUGUCCACCAAGACUACGCAGAGGCCGAGCACUGCUACAGCCAUCUCCUCCUCUCUGUCAAGGGCGACCACAACAGGGCUGAGGAUUUGUACAGAAGAGCGUACGAGGUUGACCCCAAGGACGCGAUCAAUCUAUGCAACUACGCCCAUCUUGUUGAGGUUUUCAGAAAGGAUUACGAAAGAGCCGAGAAUCUUUACAAGGAAGCCCUGUGCGCUGAUCCGUGCAACGUUGCAGUGCUCUGUAACUACGGGCACCUGCUUGCGCGAUCUUCACAGGACCUGGAGAGAGCAGAAGAGAUGCUCAAGAAAGCCGUCAGGUUGGAUCCCAGCUACGAAGACGCUGUUUUUGGGCUGUCGAUCAUCCGAUCGAAGAUGAACGCGCGACCAAGUAAAGCCCCGACCAGCCCUUCAAGGAAUCCUCUUCACGAGAAGAUGUACCAAGAGCUGCAGAGGCGUCGAGACGUCCGAUCACUGCAGGCAGACAAGAAGAAGGAGGACGAGGAGCAGAUGCAACGUGCGGAUCGUAUGGCAGAGAUGCUGCUGAAAGAGGAGGAGGCAGAUCUUGAAGCAAAGAGAGGGCAGGGGGAUCCGCAGCCCAUCACUCCCAUCAAUUCACGCUUUGCAUUUUAUUCUACACAUCUCAAACGUUAG